AUGGAUCGAGAAUCAUGGGUAGUCAUGGAAUUCCACCGUGAAAAUCAAAUUAAUGAAGCUCUUGUCGAUGGAAAUGGGAAACAGAUAAAAGUUGGAGGUGUUGUGCAUCCAAGAAAACCACUUUUUUGGAAUACCAUCAAACCAGUCCAAGUCGAUCCUGAAAAAAUUGUCGAUAUUGAACCAGAUGUCUGGGUAUCAGCUUGGAUUGUUGUCAAUUGUGUCGGAACCUCGCCAGAAAAUGCUAAGAUUACCUUUUCAUUCGGAAAUUUCGAUUGUUUUGAUGAAACUCAACAAUUUCGUGUAUCCCAAGCGCCAUGGAACAGUGGUAUUAUUUCAAAGUUUUCAACAGUAAUGGCUGAACCAGAUCCAGCGGAUGAAGAGCUGGAAAUUGAUUGUGAUAAGCCAGAGGCAGAAAUUCGCCCACAAGACCGAUGGGCAGAUGUUGUUUUGAAACAGAUUGGAAUCUACAUUGGCGAUCGUACGGUCGUUUCCAAGGAUUUGCCCCAGUAUGAUUUCAUUGUACCAUUGCGGCAAAAAUUUACAAAAAGAGAGGACGGCUCAAAGGCAAUUUAUCCGCUUUCUGGAGAAUAUGUGUACUUUUGCGCUUCUUGGUCAACAAUACACAAGAAUUUCUUGAUUACUUCAAUGGCUACGGCCUCUGAUAUGAGGCCUCAUAAAGUAACAAAAAUGGGAUUUAUUCGAAUUUCGAUUAUUCAAGAUGAAACGUAUAACGGAUUAUUUCGAGAUUUGAAUCGUACUCUUGGUUAUAUCGACGAUCCAGCUCGAAGGUUGGCACUUUGGCCGUUGUUCUCCGAAAAAUAUACGACUAAUAAAAUUGCCAAGGUGGAAGUUGUAGCUGUUCGAGCUACGGAGAACAAAAUGGUUCGAUAUAGGGUUGUUCGGCGGGUUUCCGAAGAUUCUGACAUGGAGCAGUUUGAAAGCUGGAUACAGACAGAUGAAGAGAGCGUUUUCAAAAAUAUUACUGGAAUUGUUGUUUCGACCGAUGGAACUGUUGUCUCUGCGGUUCUCCCCAACAUUAUAUUCAGUCUCCCCGAAGGAACGCGACCGCAUCCAAUUGGAACGAAUGUUAAGUUUGACGCAAUGCACGAAUCAGGAUUCGAUAAGGAACUAAAGAUUAUUAAAUACAAAGUGAUUGCCGGUGAGACGACAUUGUCUUGCGCUCGUCGAUAUAUUCCACCGAAUGUUCACAAAAAGACGAUGUUGUUGAGAGUAUACCUUUACCGCGUUCCGUCUUCUUCGCAAUUGUUACAUUCACCAAUUUUAGGAUAUGUAGACCGACGAAACAUCAAUAUUGAUGAUUUGGGCCAAAUGUUUCCUGGCUGGGUUAUGAUGUCUCCGACGACAACGGUAGGUCGUCGAGCUUGUACAAUGUUUGAGCUUUUAACCACUUCUGUUGCACCACCAGUUGACGAUGAAACAAUGAAGAGAUCGGCUGGAAGUAGUCUUGCUGGAUCUACACACGGAUCAAGAUGUUCCCACAAUUCUUCUAUUCUGUCUUCGAGAUUUAAUGGUCCCGCAUUCCAAACGAUGCGAUCCUCUAGCGAAGCAUCGUUAGAAGGUUCCGGAUUGUAA
Caenorhabditis bovis is the source of this 1593-nucleotide messenger RNA. Lineage: Eukaryota; Metazoa; Nematoda; Chromadorea; Rhabditida; Rhabditidae. The record is from the annotation of a GenBank genome assembly.